AUGAACGUUUGUAGAAUUUGUUUGUGCGACGAAAGCGAAGCUUUCGAUCGAAUUCUCGUGGACAUUUUCCAGCAGAGCAGUGAAGCACAGAACCGCAAGUUCUGCAUCCCGGCCGCUCUACAAGCAAUAUGUGGAAUAGAGCUCUCAGAAUCGGACACCAGUCCAAGACUAGUCUGCUUGGAGUGCCGAUCUCGGCUCGAGGAAGCCUUCAACCUUAGGCAGCUUGCCCGGCGUUCUCACGAAACGCUGGCCGCCAAAAGCUUGAUCGCGGAGGAUGAAGCGGUCAAGGCAAAGCCGGAAGUCCCCGAGGUAAAGCUGGAUCUGAGCGACGUGGACGAUGAAGAGGAAGCUUCCCCGGAUGAGGUGCUCAUCUGCUGCGGCUGCAAUUUUACGUGCGUUGACGAGCGGGAACUAAUGGACCACUCGAAGCAGGUUCAUUUCCCGGGGGCGCCCGUUGAUCCACCGCGCAACAAAGCGUUGUGCAUGGUUUGCUAUUCGCUGUUUGCGAGCGAGCAGAUUUUGGAAGCCCACUGGAGUGGGAAGAUUGGGGGACGGGUGGUUCGGAUUUGUCCCCGGUGCGAGUGCCGAUUUGGGAGCAAGGAGCGCUAUGAGGAGCACACGUGUAAGGGUGAGACGAGGGAUUUGUUUCGGUGCUGUGGAUGUGAGUUCCAAACCGGAAAAGAGAACAAGUACAAGUGGCACACCAAGGGCCACCGGGACGUCGAGCGGAAAACUCGGAACGAGGAGCUGGUGAAGUCGCAUCCGAUUCGGUGUUCCGUUUGUGCUGGGCGAUUCAAGACGAAGGAGGAACUUACGAGGCAUCGGGAGGAUCAUCGAAAUCAAACGAAGAAAAGAUCGAAAGUGGUUGUUGAGGAAUCGGUGGAUUUGGAGCUUGCGUGCUGUGGGUGCUUCAAGGUUUACAAGACUGUUGAGGAGGUGAAGGAACAUCAGCAGCAAGUUCACGCACCGGAACGGGAAGCGGCGAGUGCAAAUGGGUCUGAAUGCGGAAACUGUUACAAGCGCUUCUUAAACGUGAGUCAACUCAAGAAACACACUAUCGAAUUGAGACGGAGAUUUGCGUGCAGCAAGUGUCCGGCAAUGCGCAAUUCGAUUCAGGACAUGCUCCAGCAUUUGGCUUCUCACGAUGGGCCAAAGUCGUACUGGUGCUGUGGGUGUCGGUUGCACCGAGAGCGGUUCGAUACGCCGGAAGAGCUUGAACGACACAGCCAGGAGAUUCACGCCAACCAGCCCAGGUUUUACCACAAGGUGGACAACGUUGAGGAGGCGCGUCCGUUCGAGUGCAAGACCUGCUACCGGAGGUACCCGAGCGAAAUGCGUCUGCGAGUGCACAUGGUCGCAACGUACGAAGAGGAGAGUUUUGUGUGUGACACGUGCGGAAAGGCAUUUUCCCGAUUUCCAGCAUUUGACACACACUUGGCCUUGCACAAAGAAGCUACCGAUUAUCCCUGCCCGAUUUGUUCGAAAGCGUACAAGCACGAAAGACAGGCCCGAGGCUGUGAGCUGCGACACAUAAAGCAAGCCACCGCGGAGUACGUGUGCAAGAUUUGCGGCGGUAAAUUUGCCAACAGUUCCAACCUGUACUCGCACAUGAUCUCCCACACGGAAGCAACCCGGUUCAGCUGCUCCAUCUGCGGAAUGCGUUUCAAGCGAAAAAUGGGCCUCCGCUCGCACAUGGUUUUACACGGAAGUACGCGUAACUUUGCCUGCCAGUACUGUCCGUCCCGGUUCCACACGGCAAGCACGCUGGAAAAACAUAUGAUCCAACACACCGGCAUCUUUCCGUACGAGUGCGAUUUCCCGGGUUGUGGUCAGAAGAUCCGCGCACGACUAAAAUACAUCCAACACAUUGAGUCGCACGUGGACGAUUCCGAGCGGCUGUUUGGCUGCCACCUGUGUGAGCAACGUUACAGCCGGGACCACUUUUUGUCCCAACACUUGAAGUACGCGCACCAGAUCGAACCGCAGGACAAAAGUUGGAAGGCCAAAUUCAAUCGCCAAAGCCAGCCGGGGAUUCGACGCACUUCGGGGCAGAUUGAGGACGGAGAAGACGACGAGGAAAUGACAGUUGAGUACAUCGAGCAGGAUAUGGAAUAAAUUUGAACUCUGAUUUAAA
Molecule: messenger RNA, 2134 nt
Organism: Culex pipiens pallens (northern house mosquito)
Lineage: Eukaryota; Metazoa; Arthropoda; Insecta; Diptera; Culicidae
Product: zinc finger protein 26-like
Exons: 2
Coding region: 1-2115 (704 amino acids)
Biological process (GO): regulation of transcription by RNA polymerase II
Cellular component (GO): nucleus
Molecular function (GO): RNA polymerase II transcription regulatory region sequence-specific DNA binding; DNA-binding transcription factor activity, RNA polymerase II-specific; zinc ion binding
Source: RefSeq, a predicted model, not a curated record